GAUGUCACUAUUUUUCGAUAAGAAAGUAAAUUUUAUAGUAUUGACCAUUGACUAGUAUGUGAAAUACUUUAGAAAUGGGAUGUAAUUAUUAACCAUUUCAAAAUGUUGGUUUUAAAAGCUUGUACAGUAUGUCUAAGUACUGAUGUUAAAUUGUGUAAUAUGGAUAAUGGGCAGCUACGACAUGAAUACAACAUAGUGUCUGGAUUAAAAACACACAUGGGUAAUGGCCUGCCUGGAUAUCUUUGCGUUGAAUGCUUGGCGUAUGUAAGACGUUUCAAACAGUUUAGAGAUAAAUGCCAAAGAGCUCAUUACGCUUUAAAACAAAUUCUGGAUAAACAGAAACAGGUAAGAAGGAUCAAAUAUUUACAGCGACAUUGAUUUUUGUAUCUGCUGACAAUGUUUUUGAUAAAUUAUUAUAGUUUGUGUGCUGUAUAAAUUAUAAGUAGGAUGUGUUUAUUGUGAAAAUGCAUGGUAUUACCUAAAAAAAAAUAUGGAAGCAUUGAACUAAUCCAUAAUUCUUUUCAUUAGGAUAAACACAGAAUAAUGUGAAUUGUAAGUCAAAAAAUAAAGUUGUAAUUAUUAAAAUUAACAAAUGAAUUUAAAUACAACAGACAAAAAUUUAAGGAAAUUAAUAUAAUAACUUUGGUCUCUCAAUACAUCUAUGAAAAUGUAAUUUAUAUACACAAAAAUAAAGGUAGUUAUACAAUAAUAAGUGAUAUUCAUUCUGUAAAUACUCGGAACAGACACAAGUUAGUAGUACCAGUUACUCAACUCCACCCAGUCAGUAAUUCAUUCUUGGGAUGAUGUAUAUGUAUACGCUUUUACAAAAAAAUCCUAGAAAAUACAAAAAAAAUUUAACCUGCUCAAAGUUCAAAAACUUUAUUGAAGAAAGUUUGUAUAAAAAGGGUUAUUAUAAUAUUAAGGAAUUUAUGGAUUAUAAUAACCCCUGGGAAUGAGGUGAUCUCUACCAAGCUAUUUUGUUAUUUAAAAAAGAAGUCCCAGUUCCUAGGACAGAGGUUUUUUUUCGAACCAGUGUUAAUUAAACAAAAGAGUGACUUUCAAUAAGUAUUAUGUAGCAUAUGUUUAGUACGAGGGUGACACUGAAAGUUCUUAGCAAAUCAAAAACCGAACAAGCUAGCAAGUUAUUAGUUUUAUUAUAUCUUUUUAAAUCUCUUUUCCUUCAUAAACGAGGAUAAAUGUAGAUGUCUGGGCCACAGCAACCACUUACCAUGUGUACAGGUGGACUGUGUGCUCGUUUGUCACCCUAUCCUAUAAAAAAAAAUAGUGUCCAUUUACAUCAAUACAUCGCUGCAUCUGAUGGAACCACUGAGAAAAGCACUUUGCCCAUGAAAAGCUGCCACUGCUUCCUCAACGUCCAUAAAACAUUUUCCUCAAAGUUUUUCUUUUAUUUUUGGGAAAUAAAUAAAAGCUGCAAGGUGCGAGGUCGGGGCUAUAGGGCGGGUGACUCAGUAAUUCCACAUCUGACGUCGCCAAGUAGUCGAUUGUUUGCUUGGCGGUGUGCAACGAGGCAUUGUCAUGGUGAAGGAGGAUCCUACUGUGAGGUCGUUUCGCCCAAACUUUUUCCAAGACAAGUGGCAAACAAUUGUUAGUGUACCACUCUGCAGUAACCGUUAUUCCAUCCUCUAAAAUAAUUGUUGCGUAAUGACUUGUCCUUCCGAAGAAUGAGGCCACCAUUUAAACCUCUCUUCACUUUAGUUGGCAACUCGGAAGGAAACAUCCAGACAGCAGACUGUCUCUUAGUUUCAGGAUUAUAACAAUAAAGGCAGCUUGCGUCACCCGUAAGUAUGUCGAACACAGCAUUUGAGUCAGCUCUGUUAAAUCUUUGAACCAUUUCACAACACCAAUUAACAUGACGGAGUUUUUGGGCCUCGGUCAAAUUAUGAGGUAUCCACCGGGCUUAAAGUUUCCUGACCGCUAAAUGUUCAUGGAGGUUUUUUUGCACUUGACUCAUACCGAUGCCUAAGCUUGUCCUAAUCUGCUGAUACGUUACUCUUUUGUCAGUCUCUAUCAUACGCCGCACAACACUGCUGUUAUCUUCAGUCGUCACUGUACAAGGCCGUCCGUCACGCAGAUCAUCGGUGAGAUUAGUGAUGUUUAAACUCAUUAAACCAGUUGUAAACAGUGGCACGAGAUAGGGCUUCAACGUGAAAGGCCAAUUGAAGUCUAUCAUAACUUUCUUGUUGACUUAAAUGACAUCGAAAGUCAUAAAAAGUCAUUGUACGAAAAUUUUCUCGCAUUAAAUUCAUGCUGACGUGACACAGACAAUUUUCAAUUUGCUGUCAAAUUGUAAACAAAUGACAAGUUAAUAAAAUACAUACAGAAUAAUAUUGGCAAAGAGCCUAUUUUCAAAAUUUGAACUUAUUUUUUUAUUAUACGUUUACAUGUGGCCAGUUCUAAAAACUUUCAGUGUCGCCCUUGUAGUGUGGUUUAUACUUCAGGGGUGGUCCAAUAUAAACUGUGAGAGAAAAUUCAACCCAUAAGGGUAGUUAAAGAGUUGGUUAUGUGUAUAAUGUAAUUAUUUAUAACAUUUUAGUUGUUACUUUGAGCUUGUGAUUUUCCUUAGUCCACACAAAAUGUUCAAAAAAUUUAUCAUUUAAUGAAACUAAAAGGAUCUUUUAAUUAGUCGAUAAUGUAAUAAAGUAGCUGUUCCUCGUGACUUCGCUCGCGUAUAAUUUAGGUUUUUAAUAUUUUAUUUCCAUGGAACCCUAAUUAUUUUCCUAAUUAAAAUUAGCCUAAGUUAUAAUAUCAGCUGUUUGCCAGUGUUUGCCAUCAAAAUCGGUCCAGCCGUUUCGGAGAUUAUCCAAAACAAACAGAUAGACAGACAGACAGUGUUUUUUUAUAAGCACUAUAUGUAUAUAUACUUUCAUAUGCAUUUAGUGAAAAGCUGUUAUUCUGACAUUACAAACAGACGCUCCAAUUUUAUUUAUAUGUGUAGAUUAUGUGACAAACAAUACUCUAAUACUCUAAUUGAAUACAUACAUGAGUAUUGAUGUGGAGGCUUUUACAUUUUUUUUAAAUUAAUUUUUAACAUGAGAGUUGUCCACCACUCUGUUUAUUUUUGUUUAUGAUAAAAGCAAACAUGUGAUACAAAACCACUAAACUUAAAUUAUUUAAUGAAGCAAUUUAUUUCAGAUUACAAAAGCUGCUCUCAAAGUAAUUGAUCGUAAACUUAUUAAUAUUUUGCCCUCACUGUCAUAUGUAGAUAAUAGUAGAACAUAUUAUGAACAAGUUAAAUUCCAGUGGGUAAAGCAUAGUCGCUGUAGUGAUGUUAGAGGUGAAAUACCUAUUGUGCAUCACAAUACAACGGAUAAAAUUGAAAUUGCUGUGCCUAAUAAAAAAACUAAACUUAAUAAUGGCAACAUUUUAUUAAAAAUUGAAGAAAAAGAUACAGAAACAGAUAGAGACUUCAAAUUAGAUUUACCUGAUAUAGAUGGUGAUCACAAGGAAUCUGAAUGCUUUGAUGAGUCAGUCCCUCUUGUUGAUGAAACUGAAAUAUCUAAUGAAACAAACAUAUUUCAAGAGUUUUUCAUCAGCAAUGAUCAUGACUAUGAUAGUUAUGUUUACCCACAAUGCAAAGACGAAAAUGAUGCCUUAAAAAAAGAUGACCAAGACAUUGAUGGUUGUAAUUUAGAUGAAGAGUAUGCCAGCAUAGUUCCAAUAUCUAUGAAGGAAGCAAAAGCUGCAGUGGAAGUGUACAAAAUGUUUAGUCAUGGCAAAUAUUCCUGUGAUGUAUGUACCAAACCUUUCUUCAGUGAAAAUCGUUUGAAAAACCAUAAAAGAAUGCAUGAUAAGGUUUGUACUAUUAAUUUAGUUUUUGACAGUAAAAUCUUUAAAAACAUUUAAGUGGUAAUUAAUAAAGAUAAUAUUUGAAGAAAUAAUUUAAUAGAUUCUGUUC
Messenger RNA from Parnassius mnemosyne (clouded apollo), 3916 nucleotides. NCBI's taxonomy places the organism in Eukaryota, Metazoa, Arthropoda, Insecta, Lepidoptera, Papilionidae. The record is from the annotation of a GenBank genome assembly.